AUGCCGCCAAGCGUUUCAACCGCGCAGAAUCUUCGGUAUCGCAUCUUGGUAGAACAUGCAUGUCUAGAUGCACAACUCCAAGAGUUACGGGAGGUGCUCGGUUGGUCAGAAGGUCAAGCAUGUCAAUCUGCAUACAGUCUUUCUAUGGAGCAUGUUAUCAGUAACCUGCAUUUUUCCAAGGAUGUUCUCUUUCCUUUCAAGCUACAGGAUGUAACUCUCCAGAAUAUCACCCCCUCGUGGCUCUUGGAAUACACAUCUACAAACGGCAUCAACCAGCCGAUACAGCUCACGGAGCAGAGCAUCCUCGAAGCUCUUGGUUUAUCCUCUGUGUUAAGUGUCACAAGCUCAAAGUUUGGAGAAGCCAGGAUGCCUCUUCAUUUGCCGGUGAAAAGACUUCUCAAGGAUCCAUCAGCGACGUCAAUCAAGACAUAUCCACCACCAUAUCACACGAUCAACCAUUCAGAGGCACUCCUCACCGCUAGCUCGCCGUCACUAGAAUAUACAAAGGCCUCUCUUCCAAAGAUGCGCCGUGCACACGGGUUUUCUUCUGUACCGUCUCCGCAACGUUUAGAAGCAGACUCAUAUUGGGUCCAGAACUUGAAAGAUAACAUAUCAGCCAUCAUGGAGACUAACUCGUACACCAGUCCCGAUAAUUCAGAGCAGCCCACCCCCAUCUUUGACUCACCUCACCAAGCACCUUCAACAGACUCGUCAGAUGCCGGCCCUGGCCAGCUAACAGAGGUCCUCAAGCACAGCUCUCUGGGAAUUCAUAGGGAUAUAGGGCACGAUUUAAAACCAAAUUACUACCAUCCAGUAAGCUUUUCUGCAGCACUAAGGAAAACGGCUCUGAGCUCAUCCGGCAACACCUCUCAGAAUACGCAAAGGCGCAGAUCUCCUAUAGCUACUUCGUCAAUAUUCAAGACUCUUCUUUCGAAGAUAGAGGCCAUUCCAGCGCUUCCUUCACCUGAGAUAACUGCAGUGACGCACUACUUGAAUGCGGAUCGGGUCAUCGUUCGCAGCACCAAGAAUGCGGUCGUAAAUGGAGUGAUUGAUACCAAAACUGAUCUAGACCAAGAUCUAGACCAGAUACAAAGGACAUUACAGCUUGGUCCACCGAAAGGAAAGGAUUCCAUGGAGUGCGAGCUCUUUUCCUUGCAACCAAUGGAGCCAUAUGACCCUGCACCUUUUGUACUCCCGGAACAAGCCCUUCAUGCAGCUACCCUUAGGCGUCACGGAACUUCUGAGCCUAUCUGCGUGAGUUCACUGGCAGUGGAAAAGGUGGCCGAGCUUCAAGCAAUCAACAAUGUGCCAUUUGUUGUUGGAUCUCUUAAGGCUACCUUCUUCAUGGGUGAAAAGCUGGCUCGGACCUUUCCUGUGCUACCCGCCUUUAAUAGACCGGGAAGCUCGUCCUUUGCCGCAGAUGCAGCUGUGUUUCCUGCCAUACAUAUGCUUGUUAACACUAUGGAGUACAAGCGACCACUCUCGAAAGCAAAGCUCAGUCAGUUUACACGAGCAGCAGUUAAACGGGUAUUCCAGAUCUUCACCUCUGUCCCUUCACAGCUUUUAACAAACCAAGACCCCGAAAAGUUCAUUCUAUCAUUUACCUCUUUUGAAGACAAAUGCGAGCUAUCUGGGAAGAGUAUUCUAACAGAACUUUAUAGUGGUAUUAGAACCAUUCCUGCGUCCCCUAUCGAUGCACAGCGUACUAGCGCCGUAUCUUCUUUACUCAAGCCGCCGGGGAUACAGGCCACACCAGAAGGCAUGCCCGCAGCCAAGGCUACCACCAGUCCUGCCAUUCAGGUGCUUCACCUACAUGCCGCGGCUGCUGAAUAUUCGCUAAAUACAGCAAUACCCCAACUAGCUGGGUUUCUCUCUACUGCAUCUGUCGAUCAAACGGCUGACUCUCUUCGCACCCAUCCAACGAUUUGCCACUUCCUUGUGGCUCUACUUGCCCAUCAGAAAAAUGACAGCUACAUAUCAUCCCCAUACUCCCACGCUUCUAACGAUCCUCUCUUUUAUAUGGAUGAGACUGGAGUGACCAGAACUCUUGACGAAUCCAUUGGUGAGUGCUCCAAGAUCCAAGGAAGAAAGUCAGCAUUACUGCCGCACAUUCUUGUGGCCAUACGCGAUACGUACACUCUUGUACCAAACCUGCUUAUCCCAGAAGGCGUGCCGGUGACAGAGGCGGUUCUGACCGCUCUCAACUACAUGACCUCUCCCUCUGCCGCACUGAUUGAUGAGCUGAUCCCACAGUGCAUCCAAGCCAACCAAGGCAAGCAACUAAAGUUCACAGCCACUGAAAGCCUUUUUGACUCUGCAGGAGGGACACCCUUUCAUGAGACAGGACCUCAGUUUCAUGGAUGCUUUGAUGCGCUUGAGCCAAGCGCCGUACAGAGCAGCGUGAUUGAUACGUCCAAGAAGAGCCACAGGUUGCCAGCAUCUCUUUCUAGCGUUGAGCCGCCACUAAAACAGUCAAAAACACCUUCUAAUCCUAGAAAUGAGUUAUUGUCAUCAUUUGUCCGUGCAAACACACUUCUCCAAGCCGCAAUCAGUAUUUGCUCUUCAGCUACAGGUGGACCUUCUCCAGCUCAAUUAGCACACGCUGUUUUGACUAACUCUUGCUCUAAAAACAUAGUUUCUACAGCCAGUCUAUUUAAGCAAUACAGAGAUUCUGUUGAUAACACGUUACUUGAUGAUCCUCUCACCGAUUCUUUGCUCACAAUGGCCCAAAACAGAACAACGAUCAAUCUAAUUCAACGAGACUACUUUGAAAGCUUCGCACAAUAUACAAUAACUCCUAUAAAGUUACAAGGUAUUAAGUACGCUGCAAGUGACUAUUUUUCAUUUAUUAGCGACUCUUCACAGCAUCUACGCAAAGCGGACGCAUCUCUGAAUUCAGCCUUAUCUGCCGCUGAUAGUAAGGGAAAGAUGGCCGGAGAGAAGUCCUUUGGAGAUGUGAAGCUGCUACUUCCAAUGACGGAGCCAUCAAAGGCGGCAAUUUUGGCCAUCACGUCUCCUAUGCUGGGCGAGUAUCGUUUGUUAGCCAACACGGGUGCUUCAGGUCCUACUUUUCCUGCUAACGCAACAUAUUAUGGGAUUGACAUUGCAGUAGUUAACGCUAUUGGAUACGCCGUCUCUUACUUGUUACUUCUCAGUUCCCACGAGUAUAAGCUUCUUCCCAAGACUUCUCCAGAUGAGCUGAUGACUCCCCAAGCGUCACACCUUUACGUACAAACACGUAUCAAUGCCGUUUCUCGCGUUAGACAGGAUAAGAAUACCACCCUUUCAUUCAUCAAGGAGGCCUCAUUUCAGUAUACAAACGGAGAAACACUGGCGUAUAGAGCACAGGAGAAAAUGCGAUUCUACCUGCUGCCUAAUUACCCCUUUGUAUAUGUCAUUCGGGGACACAGGGUCCCGGUCGUUCCCAUCCAGAGGUCGCCUACGCAACGGUUACCAGAUAUACCUGCAAAUCCAUCCAUUCUACCGAGAACCGUUUCGAAGGCCUUUGUUGUGCGUGACGCACUGGCAAGGCUAGCGGGUCGAUUUGGGACAAUUAAUGAUGUUUCGGACACUUGUUGUGAUAGUGGCUUCUACUUUCAUCAGGAUGACCCAAAGCUCACGUCGGCAAUAUCAACAAUUCUUGAUAGGCUCCACCAGGUCUUUUAUGACAAGGAAGCAGAGCGUAAGGUCUGCACUUACAUUUCGGCCAUGAAACUGUGGAUCUACGUUCAUGGGAAAGUGGAGCUGUUCUACGAUCCGGCCCUCCGGAAGGACAAUCGAUACUCCGAUUCAUAUCCUCAUGGUCUAGACAAUAUCUAUCAACGGGGAAAAUGA
This is a messenger RNA of Giardia duodenalis, 3834 nucleotides long. RefSeq lists its product as uncharacterized. NCBI's taxonomy places the organism in Eukaryota, Fornicata, Diplomonadida, Hexamitidae. The coding region runs from base 1 to 3834 and encodes 1277 amino acids. The record is from RefSeq and is a predicted model, not a curated record. The transcript has a single exon.